This is a messenger RNA of Manduca sexta (tobacco hornworm), 578 nucleotides long. RefSeq names its product NADH dehydrogenase [ubiquinone] 1 alpha subcomplex subunit 6 (gene ND-B14). Lineage: Eukaryota; Metazoa; Arthropoda; Insecta; Lepidoptera; Sphingidae. Gene Ontology annotation, biological process: response to oxidative stress. The coding region runs from base 126 to 500 and encodes 124 amino acids. The transcript is spliced from 3 exons. The record is from RefSeq and is a predicted model, not a curated record.
GUUCCUUUUUAUGAGGCAACACUCAUUGAAGCCAUCAUAUCAAUGAUAUACUUUCAUGACGUUUAUUCUCUAUUCGACUGUCAAAAGAUUUCUUCAAAACAUUUCGAUUUUAUAAAUUCUGUAAAAUGUCUGCCCGGCAGGCUAUACAAGUUGGCACAAAAACUGUAAAACCAGUGCUCUCCUCUUCUCAAGGAGAGGCUAGAUCAAGAGUUUUGAGUCUCUACAAAGCGUGGUAUCGUCAAAUUCCAUACUUGGUUAAGGAUUUCGACAUCCCAAAAUCUGAUGAACAGUGCCGAGCUAAACUGAAGGAGAUCUUUUUGAAAAAUAAGGAUGUCACUGAUAUCAGAGUUAUUGACAUCUUGGUAAUCAAGGGCCAAAUGGAACUCAAAGAAUCAGUGAAAAUGUGGAAACAAAAAGGACAUAUUAUGGCAUAUUUCAAACCAACUGAGGAGCCAAAACCAAAAGAUUUCCUCUCAAAAUUCUUCUCCAGUAAUGAAUAAUCAUGCGUAAUGUUUGUAUGUAAAUAGUAGAAAAAAUGAUUCAAAUAUAAAAUUACAUAAGUGUUAAAAUAUUCUAAA